UAAGACUUUGUGCUUAUUAAUAGCGGAAUUACUGUCUUACGAGUCAAAAUUGCUUAUUCAGAACAUUGCUGUUAUAGGAUUGGCAGCUCUUUCGAGUUAUUGCCGGGUUCCUCCGUUAAUAUCAAAUGGUACCUACCGAGACUUCUGAAGAGACAGUUUGCGUUGAAACUGAGGUUCUGAUUCGCGAAUGCCUGGAUCACUGUUGCCUUGAUGACGCACUUUUUCUGGCUGAGCUGAACCAUCUAAGAGUCAAAUCGGAUCAGUCGUUGCUCCUUUACUGUGAUUGCUUAUUACGUCUCAAUCGGAAGCAUGAAGUUUAUAACCUUCUGCGGUCGCAUUCUCUGACCAACGCCAGAUUACGAUAUCUGUUCGCUAGGUGCUGUUUUGAUCUGAAUAAAAACGAUGAGUGCUGUCGCGUUUUAUCAGAGAGGAAAGAAGGUCGGUUGCAUGACGUCUUCAUAGGAACACCAACUGAGCCGUUUGCGCGCUCGCUUUUGUCGACGAUCCAUUGUGUUUGUGGGAGAUACACAGCUGCAGCUAAAGAGAGUGAAAGUGCCGUACGUGGAAAUAAUUUUUUGUGGUCAGCCAUCUGCAAAGUUGUACAAUUUGACGACCAUGCGAUGGACGAGCUCUUCCAAGAAACAACAAAUAAACUCUUCCCUCCUGCACCAGCUACCUCAGUGCCGAGCGAAGAGGCCUUGCCAGCAGUCAAACAGGAGCCUGUUCAAAAAGUGCAGGAAACUCCAGCUGAUAUACGGGUACCACCGAUUCGCAUGACUCCAGAUGAUAACGCUCCAACGCCUGCAAUACCAACUCAUGCACCUCGUAAAAGUACGCGCAUCCAUGAGGCAUGUGAAUCGCGAAGGGCUAAGUUAUUCAGUCAAAACCAAGAUUCUGAAAAUGUGGGUGGUAGGAAUCGUGCCACUCCUCUGAGACUUAACAAGGUUCGGCAGCAACAUAGUUUACGCGCCAUCACGAGGAUAAAUGAAAUGGGUCCCUCGUCUGUGAUAACACGAUCCGAACAUUCUCCAUCGUCAAGGAAGCAGAAGCUGUAUCCAGAGUCGAAGCAGAUCAUAGCUUCAAAUAUAAAUAACAUUCGAAGCGCUGCUAUACAAGUAGCAGCUCCUUCGACUACAUCUACAUCUUCAACUCCUUCAGUAUCUACUUGUCAACCGUCAUCAUCAAGUUCCAGUCGUAGCAGUUGCGAUGUCAAGGAAUUUAGUACAGUGUACAAAGAUUUGUUUUUGUGUGUCAAAUCAUUCGCCUUAGUGGAAGAUGCUAUUGGUUCUUAUAACUGGAGCAAUGCUAAGAAAAUUCUUGAACUUGCACCUCCAUGGAUGGCAGAUCUGCCCAUAGCCUUGCAUAUGCGGGCGCGAAUAGCGUUUGAGCUUACAGAGUAUGCUUGCGCUAGAGAUAUUUUGCAAAAACUGCGGAAGAUGUAUCCCCAACGCGUGGAGGGAAUGGAGCUGCUUUCUACUGCUUUAUGGCAUUUGCAAGAUGCUCAUGAGUUGUCAUCGCUGGCUCAACAACUGACACUUGAAGCACGUUCGCGACCGCAAACCUGGUGUGUGGCAGGAAACUGUUUUUCUUUACAGAGACAGCAUGCGAAAGCUGUUGACUGCAUGGAACGUGCGAUUCAGCUGGAUCGCUACUUUGCGUAUGCUUACACACUAUUAGGUCAUGAGCUGAUUUUCCAGGAGGAAUACGAUCGGGCUGCGAACGCUUUCAGGAGGGCUUUGGAGAUUUCUCCCAAGGAUUACCGCGCCUGGCAUGGUCUCGGUUUAGUUCACCUGCGUAAGGAGCAAAUGGGGCUGGCUCAGGUCAACAUCUCAAAAGCUGUCACCAUAAAUCCGACCAAUCGAGCAAUGCUUUGCCAGCUGGCACAAAUUGAACAAGCCUUGAAUCGUCCUGAACGAGCAAUGCGAUUGACCGAUAGGGCUUUGGCAUUGGAUCCUGACGACGUUGCUUGUCGAUAUAAUCGAGCUCGUCUGCUAUUUGAUACGAAGAGGAAUGAAGAAUGCGUGAAAGAGUUGAACGAACUGAAGGAAGUGUCGCCUGACGAAGCCUAUAUAUAUCAUCUUUUGGGGAAAGUUCACCGACGAUUAGGAAAUAACCACUUGGCAUUAUUGAACUAUAGCUGGGCUACUGAAAUGGAUCCACGCGCCUUCUCCUUCUGCAAGUUAGAGUAUCGAGCAUUGCGUGAACCUUCCCACAGUAGCGUCGGAACGAUAGGGAGUAGAGGCCCUGUGCUAAUUUCCUAGACGAUCGAGCCGACUAUUUUCUUCUUUCGAAGUGCAAGUUCUGCUGGUCUUUUAACCAAAGAAAAGUGUCGAGAAUAUGGGUAGACUUUGAGUUGCCAUCUCCAGACAUGAUGAUAUGGGCUUAUUUCGAUUUACCUUGCUAUCAUCUAGUUACUGUCGAAUCUCGUUUCCACGCUAGUAAUCAUAUUAUAUCGUUUUUUACUGGUGUUACGAAUCAGUGUGGUUUGUCUGUACUUUCGCCGAGCUCAGUCUUUGUACUUCUAUAUAAUUCACUACUGACGCUUCGUUCUGUUGCUCAUCUCCGCACUGUGCUUCCAGAACUUCUGCUCUUUUCUAAUAAUUUAGGGAUUGUUGGGAGCUUUCAGGUUUGUAAACUCUGUGGACGGGUCUAUUCUGUUGAUACGAGGCUUUUGACAACAUAGUAUCGCACGACCGGCCUGUUGCUUAGUAUCUGAACAAUUUCUAUUGAUAUGCACUACAGUCAUCUUGCGUAUAGCCUCUUAUUGGGCGAAUUUCCUUCCAUAUGCCAAUAUGUUUCUACCAACAAAGAUUUAUAUGAUAUACACGAUCCAUGAUACGCAAAGACUGGGCGCCGU
Messenger RNA from Cylicocyclus nassatus, 2857 nucleotides. The record is from the annotation of a GenBank genome assembly. NCBI's taxonomy places the organism in Eukaryota, Metazoa, Nematoda, Chromadorea, Rhabditida, Strongylidae.